This is a messenger RNA of Penicillium roqueforti, 720 nucleotides long. RefSeq lists its product as uncharacterized. The record is from RefSeq and is a predicted model, not a curated record. The coding region runs from base 1 to 720 and encodes 239 amino acids. The transcript has 7 exons. NCBI's taxonomy places the organism in Eukaryota, Fungi, Ascomycota, Eurotiomycetes, Eurotiales, Aspergillaceae.
AUGAGACAGCAUAUCCGCCCAUCUGUGGGACUUCGAUCACCUGGGCCGGCUUUCAGUCGAAGAUGUUUCGCCAGCGAAAAGCCGAGUGGCCAGGCAAAAAACCCCCGGUGGCUACUGGUAUCAAUUGGUCUCGGGCUACCAAUAUCAAUCUACCUGUGGCAGAGAGGUGAUACAAAGAAGCCUAGCAGCAAGCCUCAUACACAACCACGUGGAGCAAACCAAGAGUAUAGUCAGGAAUCAGAGGCCACCCAGGCUGGAGUACAGAAUAUCAAAUCGGGAUCUUCUGGUGGUGAUGUGCCUCGAGGCAUGGGUGCGCCCAAUGGCCCCGGAAGCAUAUCAGCCAAGCAGGAAGGCCUCUCUAAUGCGGAUACCAUGAACCCAUAUGUGAACGAACCAGGUUACCUCGCAUUGCAGAGCUAUGGAACAAAAACUAUCUUCAGGGCUACCUACCUAUCAAAUCAUGAGCUAGUAGAGCGAAUGACUCUAAGCGGGGCACCAGUCAGGCGGGGUACAAAAGUCAGCAAUUUUUCGCCCAACGCGGUUUACUUCACUUCUCCCACUUUCCAAAUAUUAUCGCUGAAACAACAAAUUACUUCGAUCAAGAUCUACUUCAUCAAGUCAUCAACAAUGAACGGACACGCUGCCUGCCCCAAGUGCGGUGUCGCCGCUGACGGCACUGGAAAGAGCUGUGGCGCCUGCGGUGCUACCUGCCCUGUUUAA